AUGAUUCCGUUGUUGUCGAUCUUAGUUGCAUUGGCUAGUCUGAACUUUUGCCUGUUCCGCAGGCGUCGACAUCGAACCGUCGAAGACGAAGAGUGUGCAAAGAUUUUCGAACAGGAACCUACAUAUUAUUGGCAUGAAGAAAAGAAUGAUAGUCAACCUGUACAGAUACAAAGAGUUGAAACGGUCCGUUGUGGUUGUAUCAUCGGAGCUGACGGCGCCGGUGCAUUGACUGCCAUUGUACUUGCCAAUAAAAACCCAGGCGUUCAGUUUUAUGUUGUGGAUAGCGACCCGCGAAUCAUCGAUGCAUGGAAUUCCGACCAUCUUCCUAUCUCCGAACCCCAGCUAGAGGAGCUGCUCUUCGAGGUAAACAGCGGUUUGCCGGAAUUGGAACAUAGGGAAUUCCUUGGAGAGCCAGAACAUACGACCGGUGACCUGGACCUAGACCUGGAGGCGCAGUUGCCGAGUGUGCGAAGAUUGUCCAACAUCACCUUCUCCACAGAUGUCCAUAGUGGCAUUCGCGCAGCAGAUGCUAUCUUUUUAUGCACUGAGCCUUCUCAUGGGCAGCAUAUCGCCGAAGAAACGUCUGGUGUGGACAUGUCGAUGAUGGAUGGGAUGAUUCAGGCCAUUGCUCAAGUGUCCACUGGCCACAAGAUCAUUGUUCACAAAGGCAGCGCACCAUAUGGGACUGCAAAGAGAAUCCAGAGCCUGCUGGAAGAAAGCGCCUCACCAACCGCCUCCUUCGAUGUCUUUUCCAACCCCGAUUUUCUGCUCCCCGGUUCGGAGCUGGAAGGCCUGCUCUAUCCUCAACGCGUGAUUAUCGGCCAUGCUCCAAAGACGGUAUUCCCCGAGUCGGUGAUCGCGUUAAAGAGACUGUAUAUGUCAUGGAUCCCGGAACAACGGAUAAUCACCAUGGACGCAUGGUCAUCGGAACUGGGGAAGAUUGCGGCCAAUGUUCUGUUGACUCAACAGGUGACCAGUCUCUGUUCACUGAGUAUUAUCUGUCAACAUACCGACGCCCAGCUUGAUCAUGUUACGGGGUCCCUUGGUAUCGACAGUCCGACUGGGAUAGGGGACUGGGACGGACGAUUGUACAGCGAUGUUCAAUGCCUGGUGUAUUUGGCCAAGGAACUUGGUUUGCAUGAAGUCGCAGAGUAUUGGAAGAGUGUGCUUCAAAUAAGAGACUUCUAUAUCCGCCAUAUAGCGAAUCGACUUGUCCAGAAACUACCGGAAUUUGGGACGAGACGUGUCGCACUUAUUGGAUCGGGCCGUCCAGGUAUGAUAAACACAGUUCAACAGGUGGCACAGGACUUAUCCCAACGCGGGAUAGGAGUAAAUAUCUUCGGGGCUGCGGACUCGUCUGUCCAACUCACGGGAAAUUCCCCUUCGGAAGAUACGGCUCCAGGGAAAAUCGCGUUCACAGAGACCCUGGAAGAGGCAUGCAGGGGCUGCAGUAUCGUGUGUCAACUGAGCGGCAGUGCUACUUAUAAACUGCAUGAAGAAUGGCAGCACAUUGAGCCAACCAUGGAGCCGCCUAGGCUGUUUAUGAACCAGAGCUGUACUGUCGAGCAGAAGAGGAUGCGUCGAAACGGAUUUCAAGCGCUCCCUGCAGUCAUGGGCAUGUGGUUAAAUGAUGUACUUUGUUUUAGCCGAGACUUGUCCCGCCAGGGCCACAUAAUAUCCAUCAAGACCCACAAUGAAUGA
Aspergillus terreus NIH2624 is the source of this 1701-nucleotide messenger RNA. RefSeq names its product putative UDP-glucose dehydrogenase Ugd1 (gene ugd2). Lineage: Eukaryota; Fungi; Ascomycota; Eurotiomycetes; Eurotiales; Aspergillaceae. The transcript is spliced from 5 exons. The record is from RefSeq and is a predicted model, not a curated record. Gene Ontology annotation, cellular component: cytosol; nucleus. Gene Ontology annotation, molecular function: UDP-glucose 6-dehydrogenase activity; NAD binding. The coding region runs from base 1 to 1701 and encodes 566 amino acids. Gene Ontology annotation, biological process: glycosaminoglycan biosynthetic process.